AUGACGCUUUCUUCUGCUUCACUUGAUCUCUUUUCUUGGUCUCCAGCAAGAAAGGAUCUGUUGAUGGUUGAAGAAUAUUUUGUACAGAGGGUGUAGCUACCUUUGCCCUCACACUAUUGGUCGUUGCAGUCUCUCAGGAUGGUCUCACACGUCACCUCAUGGUUCCACACAGCUGUCGUGUUGUUGUGUUUUACACUGAGCAGAACUGAUGUUUCCUGCAGGAAUGAAGCAGGCCAACCUGUUGACUGGUUCAUCAUCUACAAACUGCCCAAGUACAGGAUUGGUGAGGUUGGCAGUGGAGUAGAGUACAUGUACCUGGACUCAUCCGUUGGAAGCUGGACGAUGAGUAAAUUCACAGUGAACAACAGCCAGGGAGCUUUGGGAAACACUUUGAAUCAGCUGUAUUUGGGAAAGACUUAUAUGUCUAACAACUUCAUCUACGCACUCUACAACGAUGGACCUCCAGUCCUGAAAUACAUCAGGGGAUAUGGACACACUAAAGGGGCUCUGCUCUUUGACCGCUCUCAGGGCUUCUGGCUGUCACACAGCAUUCCCCACUUCCCCUCGUUCCCUGAGAGGGGUUACCUCUACCCCUCCUCUGGCAAACGCAACGGCCAGACCGCCCUGUGUGUCACCUAUCAGUAUGCACAGCUGCUCCAUAUAGCAAAGCAGCUGGUCAACCUUUACCCACGUUUCUACAACUGUUCUGUGCCCCCCUCGUUCUCAGCCGACCUGCCGCAGCUCGUCCAGCUGUGUGCGGGCUCCAAGCCUCCACUGGCCUCCAACAGGAGCAUGGAGCAGCUGUUUUCUGCCCGAGGGGACAAGUUUGUCAGCUUUGUGAAAUCUGAGGACUAUGUCGAUGAUAUCUACACAGGCUGGGUGGCUCAGGCCCUGAACACUGACCUCCUGGUGGAGUCUUGGCAGACACAAGGUCAUGAGCUGCCGUCCAACUGCUCGCUGCCCAAACACACCAUGAACAUCAGGAGGAUCAAGCUCCCCACCUCAGUCCACUUCCAGUCUCAUCACGACCACUCAAAGUGGUGUGUUUCGCAGAUCUAUGAGGACCAAGUGACCUGCCUGGGGGAUCUGAACAGGGAGAAGGCUCAGAUGUGGCGAGGCGGGGGCGUGAUCUGCACCUACAACCCUGUGAUUUACAAGGCCUUCAGACAGGUGGUGGACUGGUACAUCGGCUGCUGA
Molecule: messenger RNA, 1197 nt
Organism: Nematolebias whitei (Rio pearlfish)
Lineage: Eukaryota; Metazoa; Chordata; Actinopteri; Cyprinodontiformes; Rivulidae
Gene: dnase2b
Product: deoxyribonuclease II beta
Exons: 7
Biological process (GO): apoptotic DNA fragmentation
Molecular function (GO): deoxyribonuclease II activity
Source: RefSeq, a predicted model, not a curated record